AUGGGUGGCGAACGAAAGAUCAAGUCCGUCGCCAUCAUUGGCGCCGGCGCUGCCGGUGCCAUCACCGCCGCCGCGUUCAAGGCCGAGAACUACUUCGAGAGGAUUCAGGUAUUCGAACGGCGAGAGUCCGCUGGCGGAACAUGGAUUUAUGACUCGAACCCGUCGGAGCUUCCUCCACUCCAGCCGGGAAGUCUCCCCCCGGAUGUCGAUCCCGCUGUGGAGAUUCCGGGUGAGCUGCCCCAGGUCAAGCCUCACAAUCAACAGGAGCGAUACUCUCAGACACCAAUUUAUCAUUCUUUGACUACUAAUGUUCCUGAUAUUGCAAUGUCUUUCUCGGACGCAAGAUUCGCCUAUGUCGAAGAUGUCACCAGGGUCACGGCAAAAGACAGACCUGAGCAGUGGAGAUUGACACUAAGAAAGUUCAAUGUUACGCGGAACGUCGAUGUCUGGUGGCAGGAGGUUUUCGAUGCAGUUGUCCUCGCAAAUGGACACUAUUCGGUACCUUACGUGCCUUAUGUCAAGGGCUUAGACGAGUACAUAAAGAAGUUUCCGGGUCGUGUAGUCCACUCUAAGAUCUACCGCUCUCCGGAGCCCUUUGCCGGAAAAAGAAUUGUCACCAUAGGCAAUUCUGCAUCAGGUCACGAUGUCACGGCAGAGUUGGUCCAGAAUGUCCGCACCCCGGUGUUUCAGUCUCGGCGCUCCAAGUCUCGCUGGGAUGGCGACGAGCCGCCGCCAGGAAUCGUAUGGAAGCCCAUCAUCAAAGAGUACCAUCUAGACGGAAGAAUUAUCUUUGAGGACGAUUCAUAUCUUGACGACGUCGACCACGUCAUCUACUGUACGGGAUACAAACCUUCUUAUCCGUUCUGGAAUUCCGAGGUCAACGGCAGAAGGGCUCUGUACGACUACAAGCAAGGCAAGCUCAUCAAGACAUUUCAGCAUACCUUCUUCCAAGAUUUCCAGACUCUUGGGAUUGUGGGUAUGCCGCGGGUAUUGACGUUUCGGAGCUUUGAAUACCAGGCCGUUGCAUUGGCUCGUGUAUUUUCUGGAAGGCAUUCCGUUGCGCUGCCUCCUGUCGAGGAGCAGGAACGCUGGGAAAGAGAACGAGAGGUGUUAGUUAGUAGGGAGAAGAGAAAGUUCCACGAUAUUGAGUGGGAGACGGGUGAGACGUUUGAAUGGCUUAACUGGCUGUUCCGAGUUGCGGGCCUGCCUACGCUCAGGGGUAAUGGUCGGACGCCGCCGGUGCUUUCAGAAGAACUGAUCUGGGCCGUGGAGCAUUUGAGGAAGUAUCCCGAACCGGGAAACCCCAAAGAUGGUGGUGAUUCCCAGAAGAAGGACAAGACAGCUGGUAAAAGAUUCCAAGGAGAUGGCCAUAAACAUAUUGAACAGGGGGAGAAGGAAAACCGGAGUUUAGUGCAAAGACCUAAGAAGGACCUGCUGGGGUUCAUCUAG
Molecule: messenger RNA, 1449 nt
Organism: Colletotrichum navitas
Lineage: Eukaryota; Fungi; Ascomycota; Sordariomycetes; Glomerellales; Glomerellaceae
Exons: 6
Coding region: 1-1449 (482 amino acids)
Molecular function (GO): NADP binding; N,N-dimethylaniline monooxygenase activity; flavin adenine dinucleotide binding
Source: RefSeq, a predicted model, not a curated record